CCCUUCGGCUCUCACGUACAACUCUUUAGGAACGUAGGAACUAAACCCUUCAAGCCAAUCCCGCCUGUCACCCGCUUAACUUUCAGCCAAGUCAAUUAUUGACAUCUCCCAUCAGUGAAGAGACUUUUCUUCCCUUGCUAGCCUCAGUGCCACUUUAAAGCCGUUAGCUGCGCAUCAUGGCUGCUCAGUGUGUCACCAAGGUGGAGCUCAGUGUUUCCUGCGAUCAUCUGAUGGACAAAGACAUCAGCUCCAAGUCUGACCCCCUGUGUGUCCUGAUGAUGUGCGGCGAAGACUCCCGGUGGUACGAGGUGGGACGCUCUGAACAAGUGCAGAACUGCCUCAGCCCCAGGUUUUCCAAAAAGUUUGUCAUCGAUUACUUCUUUGAAGUAGUUCAGAAACUGAAGUUUGGAAUUUAUGACAUUGACAACAAGACAAUUGACCUGAGUGAUGAUGACUUCCUGGGACAACUGGAGUGUAAUCUGGGCCAGGUUGUAUCCAGCAAGAAACUGACACGACCACUCGUCCUGAAGAACAAUAAACCAGCUGGCAAGGGGACCAUUACAAUUUGUGCAGAGGAAAUAAAGGACAACAGGAUGGUGAACUUUGAGGUAGAGGCGAGGAAGCUGGAUAAUAAGGAUUUGUUUGGAAAGUCUGACCCCUAUUUGGAGUUUUACCGUCAGACAGACAGUACAUGGCAACUGGCUCACAGGACAGAGGUGGUGAAGAAUAACUUGAAUCCAACGUGGAGGCCCUUCCGAAUCCCUCUGCAGUCUCUGUGUGGAGGAGACCUGGACAAACCUAUAAAAGUUGAGUGCUAUGACUACGAUAGUGAUGGAUCACAUGACUUAAUUGGAACUUUUGAAACCACAAUGAAACGUCUCCAGGAGGCUUCUCGGACCUCCCCGGCUGAGUUUGAAUGCAUCAACAGUAAAAAAAAGCAGAAGAAGAAAGGCUACAAAAACUCUGGGAUUGUGAGCGUGAAGGUGUGCCAGGUGGUGAAGGAGUACACAUUCCUGGAUUACGUAAUGGGGGGCUGCCAAAUCAACUUUACUGUUGCCGUGGACUUUACCGGCUCUAACGGUGAUCCCAGAUCUCCCCAGUCUCUGCAUUACAUCAGUCCUCAGGGUGUGAAUGAAUACCUGUCUGCCAUCUGGUUUGUGGGAAAUGUCAUCCAGGACUACGACAGUGAUAAGAUGUUUCCAGCAUUUGGCUUUGGAGCUCAGAUUCCCCCUUCCUGGCAGGUUUCCCACGAGUUCCCCCUAAAUUUCAACCCAUCAAAUCCAUUUUGUGCAGGCAUUGCAGGCGUGGUGGAGGCCUACAGGAUGUGCCUGCCUACUAUCAAACUUUAUGGUCCCACCAACUUCUCACCGAUCAUCAACCAUGUAGCAGGUUUGGCUUGUCAGGCCAUGCAGCAGACGGCCACAUUGCAAUACUUUGUCCUGCUGAUCAUCACCGACGGAGUCAUCACAGACAUGGACGACACUCGCAGAGCCAUCGUCAACGCCUCCCGGCUGCCCAUGUCCAUCAUCAUUGUCGGAGUGGGAGGAGCCGACUUCGGCGCCAUGGAGUUCCUGGAUGGAGACAACGGCCAACUGCGUUCACCUACAGGCGAGACGGCCAUGCGAGACAUCGUCCAGUUUGUGCCAUUCAGGCAGUUCACAAAUUCUCCUCCUGAGGCGCUGGCGAGGACCGUGCUGGCAGAAGUUCCCGCUCAGCUGGAGGGCUUCUUCAACACCAUGAAGCUGCACCCGCCCAGCUCCAAACCUGCACCCACCCCUACAGGGACCGUGUGACACCAGGAAGAGGAAACGUCUCCUCUGUUUUCACAUCAGCUUGGAAUCCACGCGCAGCACAUCUCCUUCGUAAGCACUCCUCUCUGCUGGCAUGUCUCACUUUCAAAGCAGAUCCAGACGAGGUAAAAUACUAAUUGCUGAUGUCUAGUGCUUCAAGAAAGAUAGCAUUCCAUUAUUGAAAAGGUUUUGCACGGAAAAUGGGACAUAAAACUUUUAUCUUUUAAAAUACUUUUUCCUUUCGAAAAUGUUUCCGCUCUAGUAGCUUCGCGAAAAAGAUCCAUAGCCAACUGUAUGUAUCUGUAACAUACAACUACGUAAGCAUGAACAUGUAUACAUAAAAUUAUGUAAGUGUGUUUGGAGCCUCCAUAACACGUGUGUGCUACCUUUGACAUUUGAAAAUCCAAAACUGACAAGUGACUUCAUGUUGUUUACAUGAAGUUCCAUGUUUGUUUUUGGUGCCCGGGCUUUAUUUUUAAAUGACAUACUAUUGCAUGUUUCUUUAUGUUAUUACAUAGAAUGUAUUAUAAGAACCUAUUUGAGGUCUUUGUUGUGUUACAGGAAAGAUUGCCAAAUCCACAAAAGGAAUCUUACAUAUUACAACUGGAAAAUCUGUCUCAUUUCUGCCAGUAUCAUGUUAUCACUAUGCCAUUUACUUUUAAAUGCAUUGUUUUUUAUUUGUAUUAUAGCUAGAAACUAAGAAUUUGCAGGUUGCAUUAUUAAUCCUGUCUGCACUCUUAAAUUUUGAGAUUUGAAACUUAUGUUGGCUCUGUUUUAGCCUCAGAAAUAAAAUGCUUUAUCUUCAAUACAAA
Molecule: messenger RNA, 2602 nt
Organism: Oryzias latipes (Japanese medaka)
Lineage: Eukaryota; Metazoa; Chordata; Actinopteri; Beloniformes; Adrianichthyidae
Product: copine-3
Biological process (GO): cellular response to calcium ion; ERBB2 signaling pathway
Cellular component (GO): plasma membrane
Molecular function (GO): receptor tyrosine kinase binding; calcium-dependent phospholipid binding
Source: RefSeq, a predicted model, not a curated record